UUUCGAAAAGUUUUGUGUGCUAUUUAGAAUUCAAUAUACAACAAGAGUGCCUCAUUCGAUGGGAAUAUAGUUUUUCUUCAUCUCAGGACGCCGGGUUUUGAUAUCCUGAUAUUGGAUUUCAAUACAUCACAUUCAAAACUUAUAUACGAAAAUGACUUCUGCGGAUUUGCAAGUACGCGAGGCUGGGCGAGCAUUGCGUGUGCAAACUGAAGCGCCCCAUCUCGUAAUGUGUGGCAGUGGAAGACUCUCAACUUCAGUGACAUUACACCCUAUUCCAGAAGGUAGAAUUAUUCUGGGAUGCAAUCGAGAUGCUGAUAUACCACUCUCUGGUACCGGAGUCGAACCUAUUCAUUGCAUGAUCGAAAACAAUAACGGCGUUGUCACACUUCAUCCCAUAAAUGGGAACACGUCCAUCGAUGGAAUUCCAGUUACUUCUCCUGUUCGCCUCAGCCAAGGUUGUAUGCUCUCAAUAGGAAGAUCAAAUUACAUGAGGUUUAAUCAUCCAGCCGAAGCGAAACAAUUAAGAUCUGUCCUGCCAAAUUCAAGAAUAUCAAUGGCGCCGAUUUCGUUCUCUCUCUCUGAAACUUUAGAGAGUCAUUUAGAACGUAAACCGCCAGUGCCACCGCGAAAAUCACCACGAAAUUCAUGUUCAGAUGAGGAAAUUGGUUUUCUGAGUAAAUUAACAAAAUUUGAAAUGUUAGCUAGACAAAAUGGAAAUUGUGUUUCACCAAAAGUAUUUCCAGCCGGUGGUCUCACGACAAAUGUACCAGCUGAUCAAAUUCUUGGUCAUUCACGAUCAUCGAGUCUAGCAUCGCUAUCAAAACAUACUGUAAGUCCUCUACAAAAUCUCACGAAUUUUGAUCGAAGUCGAUCAAAUACACCAUCAUUAAAUAACAGUCCCGGUAAUCUUCAUCGUCUAGAUGAUUGCAAGAAAAUAGAAAUUACACCCAAUCAACAAUCAUAUCAAAUACCAUCACCAAAUCAUAAUCACAUACAAAUUAUAUCAGCAGCUGAAUCCUAUUUAAAUGCCUAUAAAUCAAAUUUAAAUUAUAAUAAUAAUGAAAAUCAAGAUCUAAUGACAAGAAGUUUAAUUUGUCAAAGAAGUGGUGAUUUAGAAAGACUUAGCAGUGAUUUUGAUAUGAGCCAAAGUCUCAUUGUUGCUAAAACAACAACUGAAUAUGUUCAAGUUGAAAAAUUUGGUUCUAAUCCAAAUCUCUAUAAUCGAACAGGUGAUAUUAAUGGUUCGUGUAAUAAAUAUUUACAAGAAUAUUGUUUUAAUUCAAAUAUGAGAAAAGUUCAACCAAUGAGUCCGGCAUUUAAUCGAAAUCCAAGAUAUGAGAGUAAAAAAAAUGUUGUUCGUGUUAAGAGUCCCACGCCAAGUACAGGAAGCGGAUGUUCUUUAGAAGAACUUAGGGAGAGGCAGGUUGAUGCAGAGAACAAGAGAAGAGAGGCUGAAAAUAGACGGAAGCAAGCUCAGGAAGAGAGAUUGAGAGAACAAGAGAUGGAGAAGCAAGAGAAACUUAGACUGGAAGAGAUUCUGGCAAUGUGUGCAGAAUACGAGAGACAGACCACUAUUGAUAAACCCAGACAACCUAACAGAAUAAUGACAAAUGGUUCGUUAACAAGGGACAAAAGAUCCGGUCACAAUUCGCCAUUUGGAAGUCCAAAGAGCACUUCAAAAAUUCAGCCACACUUUGCGUUUGAAUCAUCAAAAGAAAACAAAUCAAUGGUCUAUGAGAAUAUAAAUGUACAAAAUUCAAAUAUGACCUUUCAAAAUGGAGAAACGUCAAAUAUCUCGAAUAUUGUUCAUAAUGAAAAUGGAAAUAAAUUUACAGUCAAAGAUUCUCAACCAACUACACCAAACAAUAAUCAAACUACAAAAUGGCCUAAUUUUUAUAACAAAGAACAAUCCAAUUAUUUUACAUCAACGUCUAAUUUCGAAAGUCCUAAUUAUGAAAAUAUUAAAAUUAAAAAUAGUAUUCAUCCUAAAGAAACACUAAUUGUUCACGAAAGGUCUAAAAGUGAAUCUCCAUCGAUCUACGCUAAGAUAAAUGGAACAAAAUUAGAUAGUCAAAAUGUUGUAUCUCAAAAUUAUGAAAAUUUUCUACCAUUAAAUGGAAAUAUUAGUAUUUAUGAGAAUGUUGUAAUGCCACGAAAUAAUACACAAGUAAUGUCAAAUACUUUGCCAAGGAGAAAAAGUAUAAAAUCCAAUAAAAUCUGUGACAUUACUGAUAAUAAUAAAUUGAUAGUUUCCGAUGAUGAUCUAUUAGAUGCGAUUGAACAGCUGAAAAUGUUGCCAAAGUGUAAUGACACAGUACGAAACAACAUACCCAAGAGGAUCAACACGGAAAAAGAUAAUGUCAAAUCAAAAGAAAUAAAGACUGACAAGGAUAAAAAAGUACACGAGGAGGAAGAUCGAAAAAAGUAUAUGGAAUUUUUGGAAAAUGAAAAACGCCACAUUCUUGGGAAUAUGGAAGUUUUUAAAAGAAGUAUUGCUGAUAUAGAAAAUCAAGAGGAGGAAAUAAAUAGAGAGCUCGAAUUGGAAAAAGCUCUUUUAUCUGCCGAAUAUGAAUCAGAAUCUUUGAAACUCACUCAGGAUGAGAGUGAAAAAAUAAAAAUUCAGAUGCGUAUAAAUGAAUUGGAAAGAGAAAUGUCGCAGGAUAGUACAUCUCAAGCAAAUUUACAAGGAGAAGCAAGACAACGAGUUCAAAAUGCGCAACAGCUUUGCAAUGAAUUUGAAGAUGAACUUUCAAAUUGCAUAAAUGUCGAGAUUCGAGAAGAGCUUGCUAACAAAUUAAGCACGCAGCAGGAUAUUUUUGAAACUGAGAGAAAAGCUUUUGAAGAUUUAGAAUUUCAUCAUCUAGAAGAAGAAGCAAGUAAAUUGGCUACAAGAGAAGAAUUACAAAGGUAUCUCAGUGAACUGUCAACGAGAAUAGAAAGCAGAAAAGUUCAACUUACACAUUUGGAAUCACAAAAGUCUGAAAUUAAAAACUCAGCUACCAAAGAUACGAAAAAUCUAGAAAGACAAAAAUUAGGUCACCUGAGAAGAUUGGAGGAAGGACGAAAUCGAUUACGAGCGAUUGAAGACGAAUUGGAAAAUCUAGCUAGAAAUGCACCAGAAUGUGAUGAAAAACGAUCUCCCAGUAGAGAGGAUUUUGAUAGAAUAUCAAGAGUCACAACUGAUUCUCCAAUAGUCAACAAUCAGGGUAGUUUGGGAAGAAAAACAAUAGAGUCACUAAAGGAAAUAGAGAGAAAUCGACAACUUCAUCUAGCAAAACAAGGUAGCCAAGUGAUUUCCGAGGAACGACGAAGGGUAGAAGAAUUAAAAAGAAGAGUUCAAGAUGAAGUCCGUUCACAAUGGGAAGAAAGAAAAAUGAAUUGCACUUCAUUCAACAGUGUGGAAUCCGGAGAGGAAUCCAGUUAUGGUCCUACUGAAAGUGGGAGCGGCAGUGAUGGUGCUGAAGGAGCAACCAGUGAUAAAUUAUCGCCAAGUAAACUUUCAGAAUUUACCUCCCCAAGUCCUGGACCAUCAAAUAAUUCAUAUUCACUUCUUUCUACUGAAAAUAUGAGGGAUGACAGAAGAACAUCAUUGGAAAAUGAACGCUACAGUACAACGAGUGUUGGAAUUCUAGAUGGAAAUGGAAGUCGUCCUUUAUCACAGACCUCAAGUGAAAUGGAUACAUUAGGAAAUUCGCAAACUAUCAAACACCGAGAAAAAGCUAAAUUACAGAGACCGCUCACAAGGUAUCUUCCCAUAAAAUCAGAAUCCCUUGAUUUGAGAUUACAUAUUGAAACGGCAGGACAUCAACUACCACUUAUUCAUGAUGUUUCUGUUGAUACAACAAAUUGUUGUGGAUAUUUAUCAAAAAUGAGUAAAAAAUUUCAUCAUUGGAAUAAACGAUGGUUUGUUUUCGAUAGAAAAAGAAAAACACUAGCAUAUUACAGUGAUAAUAAUUCUAAAAAACCUCGUGGUGUCAUUUAUUUUCAGUCUAUUGAAGAAGUCUACGUGGAUCAUAUGAAUUCGGUAAAAUCACCACAACCAUCACUGACUUUUAUCAUCAAAACAACAACGCGACUUUAUCAUCUAAUGGCACCAAGUUCAGAAGCAAUGCGUGUUUGGGUCGAUGUAGUUUUUACUGGAGCUGAAGGUUACCAUGAAUUUGAUCAUGGAGUUUGAAAAAAAAAUUCCAAUUUUUUUAAUGUAAAAGUCAUAAAAGGCCAUUGCGUUCCUUUUUUUGAAUUUGUUCAUACUUGUCAAAGACGGCACUUGAAGAUUUGUUGUUGAAUAAUUAGCAUAAAAUGCUAAUUAUUAAAAAUAUAAAAAAAGGAGGAAACUAAGAUUACUUUGAUCUUGAUUUAAAAUCAAAAAAAGAGAUCAUUGUAGAUCACUGUAGAAUGCUACCUAUAGUGAAAAAAAAAAUAACUCAAGUAGAGUAUAAAUUCGAGAAUCACUUUUUCAAAAAUUAUUCGCUUCAAUUUCCAAAGGUGCUAAAUUAUUGAUAAUCUAACAAAAGCUAUUGUUUGGAUUAUUAUAAACAAUUUAAAUUAUACCUUUUAAUAUCAUGUUUUUUUUUUGUUAUACAUAUAGUAAUAUCUAUAAGAAAAAUUCUCUUUACGAAUAAAUAUACGAUUCUCGUAAAUGAUAAAGAAUUGAUUUUAAAUAAAUGAUUGCAAAACCUUUUUUUUUUCGAAAAAUUGCAUUACACUGCCAUUAGACAUAAAAAAAAAAUUGUCUAUAGAUUUUACAAUCUAGCAGUUAAAGUUAAUAUUUUUAGAUUGAUUUAUUGGUAAUUAUUAUAAAUAUAUUAAAAUCAGGGCAUUAGCGAGAAGUUAUACAAGUAUUACUCGUCGAUACCUAAAUAUAUACAAGUCUGUUAGUAUAUAGAAAUAUUAAUCUAGUCUUCCAAUUUAGGAAAACGUAAAUGCAGGCAGAAUCGUAAUCUCGUUAAUGAGUCUUGUUUUUAUAAUCAAGGCCCUUCUAAUUUUUUAUCGAGAAAAUGCCAUUUUAAGUUUUUUCGAGGAAAAACUAUAAACACGUAAUAUACGAAAUUUGUAAAUAUAUUCUACUUCUUUUAAGCCUAGCUUAAUAUUUUCCUUUUACAAAUUUUCUCAAAUCAUGGACAAAAAAAAAAAAGUAUUUUUAUCACAAAUAUAUAUUGUAGAAAUUUUGAACAUCAUCAUUUUCUACAAAUAGUGCCAAUCAGAAUGACAAAGUAUUAAAAAAAAAAAAAAAAAAAUAGUUAAUUGAAAAGUCGUAAAAAAUAAUAAUAGGAAAGAAUUCUUACAAUUUUUAUAAAAUUUAAAUUAAAUUACUUUUAAUUUUAAAAAAAAAAAUUUUAAUUAUUUUAUAAAUAUUCUAAUUGGCUCUAGAAAUUUGAUAUACGACUUCAAGUUAUUUUAACCGUUAAGAAAACUUUUAAAACAUCUUGUCACUAUAAAUUAAAAUAUGUAAAAAAAUAGAGAUAAAAAUGCUUGGGAAAAAUACUACAUUUGACUGCUCAAGUCAAAUCAAAUAAUUAAUAAAAAAAAACUAAUUCUUGCUUCCCUAUUAUAUUUUUUGAAAACUUAUACUUUAUUAAAGUAUUAUGUAUAUUAUAUAAUCCGAUGCAGAAUUUUAUUGCGUAACAUAAAUCAAAUUCCAAUUUUAUAAUGGAAUCUAUAACUAAUUAUUAUAUGUUAAUCUUGCCUGUGUGCAAGAUUAAAAGUUCGCACAAAAAAAUGGACAAUUUUCAUCAUUUCUAUCAAAAUAAUGAUUUUUUUUUUUUGAAUUUUUAAGGAUGAAUGCUUUGUUAAUAAAUGACUGUUUAUUUACUUAUGGAUAAACGUUAUAUUUUCGUAAGUAACUAUAUAAUGUAUAUUUUUAAUUUUUAUUCAAUCACACAAUGAAAAUAUAAAAUCGAAUGUCUGAUAAAACAA
This is a messenger RNA of Leptopilina boulardi, 5916 nucleotides long. Its product is annotated as pleckstrin homology-like domain family B member 1. Gene Ontology annotation, molecular function: protein binding. The transcript has 14 exons. The record is from RefSeq and is a predicted model, not a curated record. The coding region runs from base 152 to 4177 and encodes 1341 amino acids. Lineage: Eukaryota; Metazoa; Arthropoda; Insecta; Hymenoptera; Figitidae.